This is a messenger RNA of Melanotaenia boesemani (Boeseman's rainbowfish), 765 nucleotides long. RefSeq names its product type-2 ice-structuring protein-like. Gene Ontology annotation, molecular function: signaling receptor activity. NCBI's taxonomy places the organism in Eukaryota, Metazoa, Chordata, Actinopteri, Atheriniformes, Melanotaeniidae. The record is from RefSeq and is a predicted model, not a curated record. The transcript is spliced from 7 exons. Bases 117 to 647 code for a protein of 176 amino acids.
UCCUGAUUUAGUGAAGAUGUGAAGAUAAGUAACAGGAUAUAAGAGCUGGUGUUUGAACUGUUCAGCAGCUCAGAGCAGAACUGAAGAUCCAUCUGCUCCAGGUGAUCAUCGUCUCCAUGAAAAUGUCGACUCUGCCUUUACUUCUUGUUGCCAUGAUGGCUCUGACCAGAGCUGCUGUUCUUCCAGAUACUGAAGCUGGAAAUGGGGCAGAAACUGGAGGAGAGAUGGAUGUUUUCAAGAGGACAUAUCAUUCUGAAUGUCCAUGGGGUUGGAGUAAAUAUGGCCAGCGCUGCUUUCACUUUGUUCCAAGAGAAAUGACUUGGUCUGAUGCUCUGACAAACUGUUGGUCCAUGGGUGCAAACCUGGCAUCUGUCCAUGAUGCUGGCGAGUAUCACUGGAUCCAGAAGCUCAUAGCAGAUCGAUCUCAUGCACAUCCUCUGGCAUAUAUUGGAGGCACUGACAUGUUACAUGAGGGUCAUUGGCGGUGGACUGAUGGCUCACCUUUCCUUUUUUCAUACUGGUGCCAUGGAGAGCCAAACAAUGCUGGUUGGCAGCACUGUCUGCAGAUGAACUAUACAGGAAAUAAAUGCUGGGCUGACGUGUGGUGCCACUUUCCCAGAGCAUCUGUCUGUGCCAAGAAGAUCUGAUGAAUCUACUGAUUCAACGGCAUCAAAGCAAAAACCAAAUUAGUGGAAAUUGUUCUGUCUUUAUUUUUCUCUUAUCACUGUAAUGCUGUGCUAGGCGCGAAUCAACAAUUAUCUCCAA